UUUAAUGAAUUGAAAAGAAAGAAAUUGAAGCAGAUGCCACUUGAUGCUGGAUGUCUUAAAUCUCAUGCAGAAACAUUAUAUAGUGUUCUAUUGAAGCCAGUAACUUCCUCAACUGCAGCAUGGAGGAAGGGAAGCAAAGAAAUUCAGGGCCUGGCUGACUGUCUUGACUCUUACAGCAAGUACCUGGAAACAAAGAAUGAAGAAAUGCAGAAAACCCAUGCAGAGAAUCACCCUGCAAGAACAAUAGCCGAAGAUGCAACUAUUGAGCAUAGGAAACCAACAGCAAUAGUCAAGCAGCAAUACCUCCUGUUAGAUGCUGUCAUGAAAGGAAAGGAAGUUGGAGAUUUUCUGUUUUUUAAUGAAAAAGAACAUGCCCCUGAACCAUUUAUAGACUCAAAGCAGAAAUACCGAUUUCUCAAGAAUCUUCAAUUGUCUGUUCCAGUGGACAUUUUAAAAUUCUGUCCAGGAGGAUCUACAAUCGCCUCAUUCAUCAUUUCUAAAACAUCAGAAAACCGCACAGAGUCACAGAUAUUAGUCCAGGGUGCCAGAUUGUUACAGACCGCAAGAUCUGAAAUGCAGGAAUAUCACACCCGGGAAAUGAAAAAAGGGUUUAAAGAGAAAAUCAACAACAUUACCACGUUGUCACCAUCUGUGGUGGAGUAUAUAUAUAAGGAGUUGGCAUUUGAUGGCAGCCAAACUACAAAUCCUAUUAUGCAAGAGCGUUUGCGUCUCAUUUCAUUGGGCCAUACAGAUUUGAUUGCCGAUCUGAGACAUACCAAUCCAGGAAGACCUAACACAAAGUUUGAUGUGUUUUUUGAAAAACUUCAGGAUGCACUUGAGGAUAUAACAGCUGCUGAUGACAGGAGACACGGCAAUGCUCAUCUCAGUGAAUUUAUUUCAGUUUCAGACAUGAUCCAAAGAGCGGCAUCUACUUGUCCACCUGGCACCCCUGUUCCCUCAGCAAGUCUUGUGAAACUACAGUUUGCUCCAAGAAAUCCAUAUUGUCAAGGAGCUUUGAAUUUUACUUCUCGAUUGAAUGUACAAUUCAAAAUUCAAAGAAGACAACUACGCACGACUCAUCCUGACAGCCAUUUUUGUAAUGCCCAGUUGAAGUAUUUGAAGUCCUUUGCUGUAGAGGAAGCAGAACAAUGCAUGAUGGUGUGCUGUGAUGAUAAGGCAAAAGUACCAAUCGGUGAUCCAGGUACAGCAGUAUCAACAGGAGUGAGGGGGAAAAAGUCGAUAGUGCCUACUUCCAGUACCCUUGUUGCCCUUGAUCAUGAUAUGACUCGGUGUUCCCUCACACCAUCAGUUGUAUUACAAUGCCAAGUGCCAAAAAGUGUUGACAAGUCUUUUGUCCGUGGAAAGGUUUUUACUGUGCUGAAUGAUUCCGUUUUUCAGCCUGCUUCUCCUUUUCGACAUGCAGCAUUCCUCUCAAAGAUGAUGCAGAAUUCAGAAAAUCUGAAGCCAAUACUGUUAAAGUUCACCGAUGGUGGAGUAGAUCAGCGAAACACACUUGAAGCUGUUAAAUUGGCAAAUGUCUGCUUGUUUAAGGAGUUUAACUUGGACCUCUUGAUCCAUGCUCGCUGUGCACCAGGACACAGUUAUACAAAUCCGGCAGAAAGAGUGAUGAGUAUUUUAAAUCUAGGGCUGCAAAAUGUAUCUUUAGAGAGGACACCCUGUGAGAAGAAAAUUGAAGAUGGUUUGAAAAACAAGAAUAGCAUGGCAGAAAUCAGGACAUUUCAUGAAGAAAAUCCAAACUUGGGAGUAAGAAAAGCGUGGACAGAAUCCCUGGAAGAAGUUAAACGAACUAUCCAGAACAGAUUUAUCAGACUGAAGCUUAAAGAUGAACCGAUCCAGGUCUUAGAUCCUCUUAGUGACGAAGAUAUUGAGGUUUUGAAACGACACCUUAAAGAACUGUUCCCCGAAAUGGACUUAACUAAAUUACAGAAGACGCACACGAAAAAAGUAAAGUCAUACCAAGCUUGGAUGGACAGGCACUGUAAAUGUACACAGUAUGUUUUUCAAAUCAAGAAAUGUGAGGAUGUUGCUUGUUGCAUUCCCCCUAAAAGUCCUUUACCUUCAUGGCUGCCAGACCCCCAGUUGGAUGCUACAGGGGAUCAUUACCUUCCUUACUCAGAGGUUAGAGGGCAGGAAACUACAGAAAAGGACAGACCAACCCUUAAACUUUUGAAAGAGAAAAAAAAGAAACCGGUACCAAUUGACUCCACUGAAAAUACACUAGUCAACACUGCAAAUCAAGAAGAAUCUACAGAUGGCCAAGAAUGCUCUACAAAUAUGCAAGGGAAGACAAGUGAGAACCUCAAUCAACACCAAGUCUCUGUACUGUACAGAAUGCCAGGUCGCUUGUAG
This is a messenger RNA of Saccostrea cuccullata (small rock oyster), 2370 nucleotides long. RefSeq lists its product as uncharacterized. Lineage: Eukaryota; Metazoa; Mollusca; Bivalvia; Ostreida; Ostreidae. The record is from RefSeq and is a predicted model, not a curated record. The transcript has 2 exons. Bases 34 to 2370 code for a protein of 778 amino acids.